CUCGUGCGAGCAAUUUGCGUUUGCAAGCGCCGACUUUCUGGCGUCGCAAAAAAUCUUAUUUCCGGGAAGACCUACGCUUGUUAAUAAGAAUCCUGUAGUUGCAAAUUGUUCCCAAACUAUCUCCGCGUGAAUUUAUGCGACAAAAGAGUGAAGAUACAGCAGUGGUUCCAGCGAAUUGGCCACCGGUUUCUCCGUUUCGAGAAUUCUCGACGGCUUGUGUGGGGGAAACGCGCGGCUCAGCCAGGAUUGGAGAGCUAGAAGGUGUCUAAGGCGAUGGAGGAGGAGCCAAUUGCCAUCGGCAAUGAUGGCCAGGUCAUUAUUUCUGACCAAAUCGGACACCAGACGCAGGGUGUGGAUGGCGUUAAAGCCGCAAAUCCGUUUAGCAGAAACACUAAUCCGGGGUCAAGGGAAGGCGGCAUCCUGCAAAGCUUCGAGGCAGAGAGGCGGCUCAUCGCGUUGGUACGCCGCCAGCCGAUUUUGUAUGAUGCCCGGCAUCCGAGAUUCCACGACGUCGCUCACAGGGAGGAACAAUGGCAGAAAAUCGCCCGCCGCCUGGCAACGGAUCUGACCAAUUGCCUGACGGCCUGGUCGGAGCUGCGUUACAGAUUCCAGCGCCAUGUGCGGCGUCUAAGGGCCUUCCAUCGCAGUGCCACGCAAAGCCAUCGGACGGUCCAGCGUCGGCGUCCUUGCAUGCGGCACGAGGAGGAGCUGCACUUCCUGUAUUCCCAUGUGGCCAGAUUCCCACUAAUUGUGGAGAAGGCGCAGCCGACAGAGAUUGCGGAAGCGGCAACGACAGAAAAGGUCGUUGAGAGUGAAAAACGGCCCGAUGUGGAGAUCGUGGAACCACCGCCAGUGGACAUCAUAGAUGUGGAUCUCGAGGAGGACGCCACCUAUCACUACCGUUGCACCAAGGACGAGCGACGUCUCAUAGAGGCAGUCCAGGCCUAUCCCCUUCUGUACGAUUCCACGCGCACGGGCCAUCACAACAGACGACAUCGCGGCUUAGUUUGGGGUGCCAUUUCCAACGAACUCCAUGACAAAGCCACCAAGCUGAUGAAGAGCUGGCUGAAGCUGCAGACUCGCUUCGAAUGGGAGCUGACCCAUCGCCCUUCACUGGUCGUCACUUCGGAGCUGUGCCAGCGGAUGGAGUUCAUGCAACAGCACGUACAGCGCCAGCGCGGCACCGUAUGCAAGACUUCCAAGUACCUGCGAAAAGAAUGGCACGAGCCCAUCGAGCACUUCCGCAGCGUGAUGGCGCUGAUCAAUACGAUGCGCAACAUGCCCGAACUAGUGCAGCUGACGGACGACUCCCUCCACUACGAGGUGAAGCCGCCGCGCUACGACGAGUUCUGGCAGAAGGUCGGUUUGGAAGUGAUGUGCAGUCACGAGAGCUGCGAGGUCACCUGGCUGGUACUGCGCUGCUUCCACCACGAAUUGCAGGCGAUGCGCUUAGCCGGCUAUCAGCUGCAGGACAAGUGGUAUUUUGAGAACGCCCUAAGCAGUAUCUUUAAGCAUGUUGCCUCUCAUUCCACGACCCGUCACGCCGUAAAACGCAAAGCCAACGGCACAAUAGCACUGGCGGAGGUGCCCCCGGCCAAAAAACCAGUGCCGCCACGUCUGCCACUGGCUAUUGUCUACCCGCCCACCUCAAAAGGCAGCAGCACGACUAUGACCAGCAGCACGAGCACUGCCACAAGCAUUGGCCCCACCCUCACGAAUGUCAGGAACUCCUGUGGCCCAGCCAUCAACAACGCGUCCACCGCCGCCGCAACCAGCAGCGUCAGUUCAAGUGUGUCGGCCGAUCAAGCUGUUCCCGCGUUUGUGAUUCCCAGGAUCACGUCCGCCAUCAGUGUGGGCCAGGCCAAUACGACACCCCUAAAGCUGCCGCCCACAUUACGAAUUGCGCCCAAAGCGGCGGUGGCCAUGGGAAUGGGCGUGUCUCCCGUCGUCAACACCAAUCAAAUGCCGGGCUCAAAUGCAAAACCGGCUGAGAUGCGUCCACAGAUCCCCCAGCGUCCCGGUUUGCAGGUUACGCUCCUUACGAAGCCGCAAAUGCCAAAACCCCCGCAAAUGGCACCAGCAGUACCCCGCACUGCAAUUCGAACGAUAAAUCCAACCAAUCCAGCUCAACCACAACCGAGGGUCUCCGGAGGACCAAUGUCGGCACUGGGAGCACUGCUCGGCGGAACGCAUAGGCCGCAACAUCCAGCGCCAUUACAUCCACCAGUUCCGAAACCGACACUGCCCAAUUUGGUACCAAUAAUACCAUCGAACAUCACAGCUAACAGCAACCUGCCAACAGCCCCAGCGGCUCCUAUGGUUCGAAUACACCAGCCGGGACUGAAAAGCGGUUGGGAUGGCAGGAGCAAUAGCGCUCCGGCCAGCAAACCAAUGGGAUCACUAGCAGCCACAUCUGCGCCUGCAGCAGCUCCUGUCGCACCAACUGAAGAACCAGCGAGAGCCAAAACAUCACAAACAAAGUCCAAAUUGAAUGCGGUGCCAGCAACAAUAGCGGAUUACACCAAAAAAUAUCGACCAAUCGUACCGGCAGUCCCUGCAGCAAUCAGGACGACCAAGCCGGCAGCAGAAACUGUACCUCCUCCUCUAAUCGGCGCUGGACAAACAGGGCGAGUCGUAAAUAAAACGCCAUUAUUUACUAAAUCAGCAACACAAGCUGCAUGUGCCACCUCUGCAACACAAGCUGCAUCGGCCACGUCUGCAACACAAGCUGCAUCUGCUACACAAGCUGCAUCUGCAACACAAGCUGCAUCUGCUACACAAGCUGCAUCUGCCACACAGGGCACAUUAGCAAGUCAGGCUAGAACUGCGACAGCAGCAGUAGACAUUUCGGACAAACCGGCACCAGUGGCCACACCAGUCAAAUUGCCGACAGUGGCCAAGGCAACAGCGGUGUCGCAGUCAGAUAAGGAAGCAAGCGCAUCCCUGGGCAGUCAGCCGGAGCAGUUGCCGGUGGGCGACAUAACCGUGUGUCUGCAGGAGAAUGUCGCCACUGGAAACCUUCUGCAGAUUUGGUGCGGCAACCAGCCUACGCGGUUUAAUCUGAAUAUGGUUAGAACGGCAACGCUGAUCCGCGAGGUGAUGGCUGUGCCGCAGCUGCACAAGGAGGAUCCACUAUUGGCGACCAAGUGCGAUGAGUUCUGGAAGGUUAUCGCCAAGAAGUUCCACAUGCCAGAGGAAGCUUUGCGCGCAUGCUGGAAAUUCUUGGCGGACAACAUGAGUGUGUUUCCGAUGAUUGCGCCGAUGUCGGAACUGAUGCGACCGUUUAGGGCCAGCGUAAAGGUGUGGGAAAAGUCACAUCGCUUGUUUAGCAAAUUUGACGAGAUAGCACGAAAGUACAAGUGGAUGAAUCACAAGGACGUAUUGCCGGACGUAAUACGCCACUUCGCGAAGCACGAGCACCUCUACUGGGAGAUGCGCAAGCCGCGACCGGGCGAAAAGACCCAAGCUCCACACCACUUCACGGAUCAGGAGAAACAGGAGGUGUGGCGGGAGGCGCGCGCUAAAUUCCCAAAUCUCAAUCAUCGGGACAUUUGGUCAAUGUUUAAGUUCGCAUUCCGCACGUACAUGGAGGAUCUGGAGCGCGGCGUCGAGAAUCCCUGGCCACAAACCUGGUGGCAGGCACUGGAGCAGCUAAGGUUUCUGGCCAAUGUGCGCUACCAUCCGCUCGAACCCUACUACUAUAUCGUGCACAACAAGAUCUCAGAGGAGGUGAAGCGCUGUAGCAUGUACGAGGCUCUGAUGUCCGCCGAUCCUACCGAUAAGAUCAAACCCACACCCGCAAGCCUUUUAAAGCGCCUUUCCAGGACAACCAUGCCAUGGGAGACGGAGGAGGCCAAGCGCUUGCUUACCGGCAAGUUGGAUGGCUUUAGAAACGCUAUUACCGUCAGUCAACUUGCUCCUGCUUCUGCUUCUGCUCCUGCUUCAGCUCCUGCUCCUGCUCCUGCUCCUGCUCCAGCUCCGGCACCCACUGCUCAACCUAUUCCUGUACCUGAUGACGUUUCCGUGUCCACAAAGACACCCGAGAGCAAGGCAGCGCCAAGCGCCACCGUCAAACCUCACAAAAGCUCGACCGCCCAAAAACGGCAGUCACUUGCGAAAACUGUUACCUGCAAUCUACCCCCCAUAGAGGCGUUUGAGCUGACCAAAGUCCUGCGCAGCCAACCACACACCUUCGAGCAGGCGAGCACCAUUGACAAGCGCACCGCUUGGGUUCGCGUAUCAAAGGAGUUAAAUGCCACAGUGACCGAAUGCCGCUUAGGACUGCAGUACGCCCUGCGCGAGAUGCGCAAUCUGAAGAUCGCCGAUCCAAUGAAUCAAUGUGCCAUGGGCCACAAGUACUUCCACCACAUGUCGGAGAUCUAUAAGCAGGUGAAGCCGAACGGCCAGCUCAUAGUCCGCACGCCACAGCAGCUCAAUCAGCUAAACCAAUCGCCUGCGGAGGUAACUCAGGAAGUUAAACCGCGCGGAUUCCUGCCCGAAAUCAACUUGACCACCUGCAGCCCGGAUCUCGUGGUGAAGAACUGGGCCCACGCCGUCGGUAACUUGUCCGCGCCCAGUCAGGACACACUGUUCGUCAAGCUGACGCAGGUGUUCUCCAAAUACGCCAAGCAGGUCAAUCCGACACCGCCUUAGCGCUCCAAUCUUUUGGCACACGUAUCUGGAAGCUAUGACCAGCUAACUCUGUAAGAACUUUCGCCGUUCCAUUGACACACUCAUUGCGCACGUCAUUGUCAUUAGAGUACAUAUUAUUUAUAACAUUGUAAGAAACAUUUUUUUUUUAAGUCCCAUUUAGAAUAUCUUUUGAAUAAAUGGUAAUAAGUCCA
Drosophila teissieri is the source of this 4844-nucleotide messenger RNA. RefSeq lists its product as uncharacterized. Gene Ontology annotation, cellular component: nucleus; transcription regulator complex. The transcript is spliced from 5 exons. NCBI's taxonomy places the organism in Eukaryota, Metazoa, Arthropoda, Insecta, Diptera, Drosophilidae. The coding region runs from base 274 to 4653 and encodes 1459 amino acids. The record is from RefSeq and is a predicted model, not a curated record. Gene Ontology annotation, biological process: regulation of transcription by RNA polymerase II.